Molecule: messenger RNA, 1448 nt
Organism: Papilio xuthus (Asian swallowtail)
Lineage: Eukaryota; Metazoa; Arthropoda; Insecta; Lepidoptera; Papilionidae
Product: elongation of very long chain fatty acids protein 7-like
Exons: 7
Coding region: 335-1183 (282 amino acids)
Biological process (GO): sphingolipid biosynthetic process; fatty acid elongation, saturated fatty acid; fatty acid elongation, monounsaturated fatty acid
Cellular component (GO): endoplasmic reticulum membrane
Molecular function (GO): fatty acid elongase activity
Source: RefSeq, a predicted model, not a curated record
UAGGCACUAUGAUUUUUAUUUUUUAUAUCAAAGUAGUUUUAAUGUCUGUUAACUGAUUAACUGUCUUAACCAAAUCAAAAGCGUUCUGUGGAAGGUUUGAAGUAUUUAAAAAUGCUAAAACAAAGAAGGCCGAUCGAAUCGUAGGAUUGGCAAAAUCCUAAAUGAGAAGACUAGAUAGUCAAAACUAAUCAUUAAAAAUUCAGUCGACAAACAUGUGCUGAUAGUCGCGGAGGGAGUUAGAACUAAACUGAAGUUUAGAGAACUCUGGGUUAAGCCCUAGUUUAUAUAAUAAAAAGAUUAUAAAAAUAAGAACGGAUUAUUACUCGAAAUCAAAAUGGAAGAAGUAUUAAAGGAAAAUUACCUAAAUUACGAUAAAAUACCAAAGAAUUGGACAGCUCUUCGGACAAUUGGGGCUGCAGCAGUGGUCAUUGCUAUUUACUUGCUGGUCGUAUUAAAAUUGAUUCCCGGAAUCAUGAUGAAAAGGAAACCGUAUCAAAUGAAACCGCUUUUGCUAUUUUACAAUGCCUUCCAAGUUUACUAUUCCGGAUACAUGGUGUAUAUUUAUGCAGAUUAUGUUUGGAACUUUGGUAUAUUUCCUUUCAGAUGUCCACAAAACAAUCCAGAUAUUAUUGGCACAGCAGUAAACAAUAUUUAUCCGUACUUCGUGGCGAAGCAUUUAGACCUACUUGACACCGUGUUCUUUAGACUUCGAAAGAAGGACAAUCAAGUGACUUUUCUUCAUUUAUAUCACCACAGCAUAAUGGUAUUAUGGGGUUGGUUGUACUAUAUGUUCCUACCAACGGACCACUUCGUUAUCACCGGCUUAUUGAAUAGUUUCGUCCACGUUGUGAUGUACAGUUAUUACGGCAUUACUUGUCUAGGGCCUCGUUUUGCCAAAUAUGUUUGGUGGAAAAAACAUUUGACCAAGAUACAACUGGUGCAAUUCGUAUUAGCGGUCACGAAUCUAUACUACCAACAGAAGUGGACUCCGUGCCCUUUGCCUGUCGCUUUCCAUUACUUCGCAUUAGGAACAUUAUUGUCAUUUUUCAUACUCUUCCUAAACUUUUACUUUAAAAGUUACAAAUUGCGCAAAGAUCUCGAAAAUAAUCAACGAGAUGUAGACAAUAAAGCAAAGAUGGGAAAUAUGAACGGAAUCAAAAGCGGUUGCAUAAAAAGUAAUUGAUUUUAUUUAAGAUUCAAAUUCACAAGAUGUUCAUUGAAUUUAGAUAGAAAUUAAUCUGUCUAGUCUAGAAAAAGAAGGGCAAUGCCGAUAAACGAUGUGGUAACAACACAGAAAAAGGAAUCGAAACUGGAUUGUUUUCUUCUUUUAUAAUUUUCUAUAUAUCUAAAACUCCACUAUCUUCAUAUUUUAGUAACCGUAGGUUUCUAACACCAACAUAUAUAAAACAUAACGUCAUCCCUGUCAUUAUCCUUGACAACACAAAGAU